Messenger RNA from Macrosteles quadrilineatus (aster leafhopper), 8037 nucleotides. RefSeq names its product nipped-B-like protein B. The record is from RefSeq and is a predicted model, not a curated record. The transcript has 34 exons. The coding region runs from base 628 to 6675 and encodes 2015 amino acids. Gene Ontology annotation, molecular function: chromatin binding. Gene Ontology annotation, biological process: regulation of gene expression; establishment of protein localization to chromatin; replication-born double-strand break repair via sister chromatid exchange. Gene Ontology annotation, cellular component: Scc2-Scc4 cohesin loading complex. NCBI's taxonomy places the organism in Eukaryota, Metazoa, Arthropoda, Insecta, Hemiptera, Cicadellidae.
UAUGAUACUAUGUAUUCAUCCGCUACGUUAUCUAAAAUUUCCUAUUUAUAUUCAAAUAAGGAUCUUAAUUUUGACUUGGAUAACAUUAUUAUAUUAUAUAAAUUGUUGUUUGUUCAAACAAUCUACAAUUAAUCAGCUUUAUACCUAAAUAACCCCUAGCCUCAUUGCGGGACUACUUUAUUGGAUCCAAUAUUCCCCAAUAAUAAUGGCCAGAUAUUGAGGAGUUUGGCGCGUCUCCUUGGGCCUUAGUUUAUUAUCAGAGAACAUGAAGAAAGUGUAAAUUAUAAAUCAAGCCAAGUACCUGUUGAAUUUAAAACCAGUUUCAAGUGCCAGCAAAAAUUUUGUAUAUACUUUUCCCGGAUGUUCUGUGUGUGAAUUGUGCAUGUGUUUAGUGUCAGAUUGCAAAACGCAAUCAUAGGCUAGCAUAGCAGCCAUCAAGGAUGUAUUCUUAUAACAAUAAUAAACGUACUGUUGAAUUGGUUGGAACAUAAAACAAGAACAUUAUGGAAGUAUGAUGGGUGUUCAAGUAGGCCCACCUACUCAACUGUAGGCCUCUCUGAUGCUUCGUUUUGUUAUUUAUGGGAUCAUGAAAGGAACCCCCAUGACAAUGGUAGGCAGUAAUUUAAGAUGAACGGUGAAAUUCCAAGUGUCCCUAUAACAACACUGGCAGGCAUUGCAAGCCUAACAGACUUGCUGCCGGAAAUGCCACUUCCCUCCCCACUCCCCCAGACCCUGAGUAACAAGUCGCUACUGUUUCAUCCCCGUGUUGCCGAGGAGGCGCACAUUUUAUUGAGUUUGCGAGAUGAAGCUCUUGUGCCCCAGUUGGUGCAGUCUUUAGCCCAAACCUCCGCUGAUCACAUAGAAUUGAAGGACCAUUACACAGGGACAGAACCUCCAGUUGAAGAACAAAAUACUCCAGAACUUCUUAAAGCAAUUUUACAUAGGAAUCCACAAGUGUUCAAAGGUCCUGUAGUUAAUUCUGCAAGAGGCCACAGUCAACCGUCAACAGAAGUGAACCAUGCAGCAACUGCUUCUCGUCAAACUCCACAACCAUCCCCAACACCAACACCCACACCCACGCUUGUGUCAACACCCGCUCUUACACCCACCCCUCCUGCUAACAGCAAUGUCUGUGAUAACACCCGGAAACCUGUUACGCCGCGAAUACUGAACAGUGCGAGUGCUAAGUCUUUAGUACAAGAAGUGAACCAAGUAAAACCAGAACUAUCACCCUCUACUGCACAAAAAUCUGUACUGGUGCCUCCUUCAGAAACAAGUAGCUGUGUUGCGACCAAUGGCGUCGUCACUCCGCGAAGAGAGAACAACAUUACUCCUCCUCCAGCUUCCAGCAUACCUCGGGCCAACCCUCUCUCGUCAAGCUUGCCAGACUCAUCGCCAGCACAGGCAAGUAUGGCUCCUGUACAGGAGAACAAAGAAGCAAUUUUAGUGGUGAAACCAGAAACGCCGAUCUCAACACCAAAAUUGAUGGAGCCCAAAGUUAUGCUCAAUAGGAUAAGACCUGAAGAUCCAUUAAUGAAGAACAUUAAAGAAAAUAGUGACAAAUCCCCGUCAAGAGAGUUGACUCUGAGAAAUCAUAAAAGGCUGAGAAUCGAAUCUGAUGACGAGAGCGAUGAGGAACCUCGGAAUAAAACUAAAUAUUUCAAAGCCAGAGACAAAGAAAGGGAACUCCAGAGGCGGAAAGAGAAAGACCUGAGUAAGAAAACUGAAAACGACGAAGAUUACAUUGAUGGUGCUAAACAUUGGUCAAAAAGGAGACGAACCUCAAGAAAACCUGAACCAGAAGUUGAGGACGAUAAUUCAAACGACUCCUCCUCUCACACGCCAAAGACCAAACUUGGGAAAGUCGAACGGAAGCUGGUACCUGUCCUUGAGAAGCUAAGCGUAGAAGAACUAAUGGAGACGAAUACAUACCAGAGGUUCAAUCGCUCUAUUGAGAAAAUAUUCAACAACACAGACGACAUUGAUCUCACCAUGGAUCCAGGCGAUGAAGAGGAGGUGCCAUCAGAAGCUAUGAUUCCCAAGUACCAACUGCAAGACCUGUGUGGAGAAGCAGCUAAACUGAAGACCCUCGGAGCCAUGGAGUCCAUCCCCUCAGAACGGAUCACGAGGUUGCUGAGUAUCCUUGAGAAGAACAUCAGGGACGGCACUAAAGUCUCCCCUUUGGCAGACCCGAAUGACGAUGAAGAUGAGCGCAAGCUAUGGAUGGAACUGGCUAUGGAGAGGGUGAUGAGAGCUGUGGAUGCUUCUCUAACAACCCUCUACAUCCUAACAUCCCCCAACAUGCACAAGAGGGUUUACCUGGAAGAUGUGAUAGAUAGGGUGGUCAUAUUCACCAAAUAUCAACUACUGAACACCAUUUAUCCAUCUUUUGAUCCGGUCUACAGAGAUAUCAAAGAUAAAGAUGGGUUCGUAGCAAAUAUGCGGAAGAAGAGAGCACACACAAAGGAGGUGAGAGAGAAGAGCGUGUUAUCUCUCUACAACAAGCUAGCCGAGGUGGUGUCUCUACUAGCAGAACUGUUGAGUAUCCAGACUCUCACAGAUACAGCAGUUCUCCACAUAUCUUCCAUGGGUGUGUCACCGUUCUUUGUUGAAGGCGUCAGCGAACUUCAGCUGUCUGCCCUCAAACUCGUGACUAAUAUCUUCACCAAGUAUGAGAAACAUCGGAAGCUUCUACUUGACGACAUUCUGGCAUCUAUGGCUCGACUUCCCAGCUCCAAACGCAGUCUGCGUUCCUACCGACUCAACUCUGAAGAGCAGAUUCAAAUGUUGACAGCUCUGGUAUUGCAGCUGAUCCAAUGUAUGGUGGUGCUACCUGUCAACCUUGGCCAAGACAAACAGCUGGAUCCAGACUCGGUGAUAUCCAACAAGUUCGUAAUGGCGCGUACGAUAGCCUCCAACUUCUUGUAUGUGUUCCUUGCUAAGUGUAGCAGCAAGAGUGAGGAGAUUGACUAUCGACCACUGUUUGAGAACUUUGUUCAGGAUCUUCUGACAACGGUGAACAAACCAGAGUGGCCAGCCGCUGAACUCAUGCUCAGUGUGCUUGGAAAUCUUCUGGUGACCAGUUUUGUCAACAAGAGCCUAGAGAUGCCACUGAGGGUUGUUUCUCUGGACUAUCUGGGUGUCGUGGCUGCAAGGUUACGCAAAGACGCAGUCCAGUCUAACCUCAAACUGACUAUGAUAGAUCAAAUCAUUAAUGAAAUUAGAUCUGAGGAGCAAAAAGACGAUGAUGGAAAUUUGAAGACUGAUGUAACACCGGUGCAAGACGAUGAGGAAAGAACACAGUUCCUGCAAAAGGUUCUAUUGGACUACCUUGCAGUGAGGGGGCAAGGCGACCCUGCGCAUACCUACGCCAGACACUUCUACUUGGCACAAUGGUACCAGGAUAACAUCAAAAAUAUUAACACAUCGCCUAAGAUCAAACCCAAGAAUGAUGAUGCCAAGCGAGGAAACUCCAGGAAUAGAAAACAACCUGAUACCUAUGAAGAAGAGUCUAGUGAGAAUGAUGAGGAUGAUGAGGAAAGGAAGAGAGGUGAUGGCGAGACUGUAGAUCCGUUGGAAACUUACCGGUUAACAGAAGCGAGGAAAAAGUUUCUCCUGAGUAAAAUCCGCCCCUUUGAAGAUUCCGUUUGCAAAGAAGGCAUGAAGAAUCAGGUCCUUCAGACUUAUAUUGAUUAUGACAGUGCUGAGCUGGUUUCCCGCUACCUAGCGUCUAAGAGGCCGUUUUCUCAAAGCUUCUCUACCUACUUAAAACAUAUACUGACAGUGCUAUCCGAGUCAUCAGUUCUGAUCCGUACAAAGGCCAUGAAGUGCCUCACUUCCAUUGUAGAGGUUGACCCGGCAGUUCUUGGACUCAAGGCAAUGCAGGACGGAGUCAACUUUUCCUUUCUUGACCACUCAACUUCAGUGCGAGAAGCUGCUGUCGACCUGGUCGGCAAGUUUGUCCUGAGUCGACCUGAACUCAUUGACAAGUAUUACGACAUGCUUUCAGCCAGAAUAUUGGAUACUGGUGUUAGUGUGAGAAAGAGGGUGAUUAAAAUUUUGAAGGACAUUUGCAUUGAGUAUCCGGAGUUUCCAAAGAUUCCUGAGAUUUGUGUGAAAAUGAUUCGUAGAGUCAAUGAUGAAGAUGGUAUCCGUAAGCUGGUAAUGGAAGUUUUCCAAAAUAUGUGGUUUACGCCGGUGAAGCAAAAGCCCAACGUAGACAAGGAUGUGAUGAUUCGGAAGGUCAUGAACAUUACGGACGUUGUAGCAGCAUCGGAGGACAUGGGUCUGGAGUGGUUCGAACAACUGCUCGUCAGUCUGUUCAAACCUAAAGAGGACAAGGAAGACUCCACAAAAGUGUCUCAUGAACACAGCAAAGCCCUGAUGUUGGCUUGCAAGCAGAUCGUGGACUGUCUGAUAGAUCAUGUGUUGAACCUGGACGGUCGCGGAGGUGGGUCGUCUCAGAGGCUGAUUGCUUGUCUGCGAACUCUCCAUCUGUUUGCUAAGAUCAAACCUCAGUUGCUAGUAGAACAUGCAAUCACUUUGCAGCCCUACCUCAGUCUUAAAUGCCAGACUCAAGGAGACUACCAAAUCAUCAGUUCAGUGGCUCGUACGUUGGAAAUCAUUGUUCCUCUGAUUGAACAUCCGAGUGAAUCGUUCUUGGCGAGGCUCGAGGAAGACUCGGUCAAACUGAUCAUGAGGCAAGACCAAUCUGUCAUAAUGAGCUGUGUGUCUUGCCUCGGUUCUGUGGUGAACAAUGUUACUCGCAACUACAAGCUGAUACGCGACUGUCUCUUACAAUAUCAUGGAUACCUGUUCUUCUACAAGAAACGGGCAAUGGAUGGACAUGAAGAUGAAGUAGUAAAAAAACAACCACUAAUCAAAAGGUCACUGUACAUAGUUGGGCUACUUCUGAGAUUCUUUGACUUCACUGAUAAAGAAGUUUUGGAUGGUUUCCCUGAGAAAACCAGAGACCAAGUUUUUGAAACACUUCUCUUCUACUUGCAUCAGAGGGAUCUGAAAGGUUUCACACUCAAGGCCAUUGGUUUUGUUUGUAUUCGCCACUAUGAGCUCAUGUUGGGCCCUGAUCUCAAAACUCUCUACCACGAGAUCCUCCGAGAUGCUGAUUCUCCUCGAGAUCUUAAAGUUCAGGUUUUGAGCAAUAUCGAACAAUACUUGCAAGAAGAAGAGAGACGGAUGAUCAAACAAGAUCAAGAAUGGGCAAAGCUGUCAAAACAAGAGAACCUGAAGGAGAUGGGGGACAUCUCAUCUGGCAUGGCCAGUACUGUGAUACAACUGUACCUGAAGGAGAUUUUAGAGGCUUUCUUGCAUCCGAAUGUAGGAGUAAGGCAAGCAGCACUAAAGGUCAUACAGCUGAUCUUAUCCCAAGGCUUAGUCCAUCCUGUCCAGAUUGUACCAUACUUGAUCUGUAUGAGCACUGAUGAGGAGCGUCUUGUAAGUGGAAGUGCUGAUAAACAGCUGCAGGAGAUUGAGAAAAAGUACCCAGGGUUCAUCCAUAUGAAGGCACAGAUGGGCAUCAGGCUGUCAUACAAGCUGCAGCAGAUCUUACAAGCCAAGAAUGAAGCAGUACGGGGAUUUCGGCUGAAGGAGGGGGAGAUGCCUGCAGCCCUCAAUGGUUUCCUUUACUCCAUCUUGCGCACAAAACAACAACGCCGCGCCCUCACACUGUCAAUCCUCAAGCAGUUUGACGAACAAGUGAAAACAAGUUUGUCGCAAAUGCUGUUCCUAGCUGACAACAUGGCCUACUUCCCUUACCAAGUUCAAGAUGAGCCUUUAUUCAUCAUUCACCACAUAGACAUCAUGAUCUCUGUCACAGGCACAAACCUUCUCCAGUCCUUCAGAGAGGCUUUGCUUCCAAGCCCCAACUCUGGUACGCCUCAGAUAGACCCUGCAACGGGGGCUGUCUUCAGGCUGUUAGAUGAUGAGGAGGAUGAAGAUGAUGAAGACGUCCUCCUCAGUCGAGUGCCUGACGACGCUGGCACACUGCAGGAGUGUAUCACUGCGUCUCAGGGCUGCCAUUUGCUUCUUGUCCUCAAACAACACCUCAAGACACUCUACGGAUUCAAUGACAGCAAAAUAACACAGUACUCACCAUCAGAAACUGCCAAAGUCUACGAGAAAGCUGUUAACCGGAAGAGCAACUCUAAAUUCAACCCUAAAGCAACUCUUCAGAAAAUAAAACAAGGAGUUCCGUCAUCUAACCUCGACGAACCUGCAAAGAGGGCUUUGAUUCAGGAGUAUUUGGAGUUCAAGCAACUCAUCAUGAAUCUUGAUCCUGAUGAGGAUGAUGAGGAGGAAGGAGGAACUCCUCAAACUCCGGCCAAGGGAGGACACACGACGCGGACAUCGCAGGUAUCGGACCACGGGACGCCGGGACACACCCACGACACCCGGACUUCUGCUACUGAUGACCGGGUCUCAGAACAAACUCCUCACCCGCCACCAGCUGAAGCCACCCCGCCCCCGAGAGUCCCCAAGCUGACAAUUGUCCCGCCAAAACCACCGGAUGGAAAACACGUUCACCAUCAUCGUUCCCACAAGACCCGCAAGACUGAACGACACAAAAAACACCACCACAAGAGGAAGAAGUCCAAGCUGAGAAGUUCGGAAGACGAAAGUGACAAUGAUUACAGUGACCCUGACUUUCUAGUGUAGGAACACAUUCCAGUGCAGGUGGCAUCGGUACAGUGCACAAACAUAAACACAAACUAUUUCAGUGUUGCUUAGAGUGCGAUGCCAGACACCAACACUCAUGUCUUGUAGAAAGUUGAACAUUUUGUACAAAACAGUUAGUUCAAAGUUGUUACACAGGAAGUGGUUUAGUUUUAAUGAUCGAUGGACUUGCUGCAUAUGCUGGUACACUGUUGGAAAGGUAGUUUAGUUGGUGUCAGAAUUCUUGGAUCAUAAUAUGCUGUAUAAAUCUCUUGUUAAAGUUGUUUGUAAGUUAAAAUGAAAACAAUCUCAAAGUGUUAAGUGGAAAGCAAACUGGGAGGAUCAGUUUCACAAGGCCAAUAUUUACUUUUGUUUGUUUUUUUAUGUUAUCUCUGCUUAAUUUCUCAAUGGACAGAAAAAGACUUGGAUCGAAAAAUUUUACUACUGGAAUCACUUUUUUUUAUGUUUACUGCAAUGAUUGUGAUGGGAGAAGCUCUACAACCUUGCAAAUGUGUGACCUCUGAACAGAAGAAGUUUUUAAUUUGGACUGAAGUCAGUUUUCACUCCUCAAGCUUUAGUUUUUUCUCAGAAGCUUACUUGAUAAAUUUUAUGUUACUUUAUGUUACAAGUUUUGUUGUGUUCCAGUGUUCUUUUUUGUUAUUAUUAGCAUAAUAAAUUAUUUUUUUCAUAGACUGGUAUUUAUAGCAUUAUGUCGUUAUUGUAGUAUUUUAUUUUAUACCAUGAUAUACAUAAUUUCAUUUCUACUGUCCACCGAUUCAUUUCACAACGGGGUAUUGAAUCUAUUGAUUACCGACACUUAAUUCUCUCUACACUAAUUGGAAAAAAAAUUGUAGUAUGAAAUCGGCUUUAAAAACAAAACACAUCUUGUGAAUGUGAUUGAGAUGAAAUGAUUUUGAUUGUGAUGUUUUGAACCGACAAAAUCUUUAACAUUUUAGUUUUAAAAUACAAGUUUAAAAGUGUAUUGUGGAAGGGUUUCUUCAAACAUCUCCUUUAUGAGAAGGGAGCUGCAAUUAUAUUAUCUUAGAUAGUUAAAAUAAUACUUUAAAGAUAAAAAAAUAUCAUAGCCUGUAAAUUAUUUGAACACCCCCAUUUUAGCAAAUUUCCCUAUAGGGAAGUAUAGCUAUUACCGUAGGUGGCACAGUGAGACCGGCAUCCAUAUACUUUUUCAUUUUGAUGUCUCUAGAGGCAAAAAACACGAUUUGUUCAAAUUUUUAUACAUGUAUAUAUAACAAAUUGUAUAUAUAUAUAAUAUAUAUGUAUAUAUAUGUAUUAAAAUUGGUUUUUCUUGUUUUUUACCCUCAAAACAUAAAAUUUAUCAAUUCCUCUCUAGACCAUUUUGAAGAG